Molecule: messenger RNA, 414 nt
Organism: Cladophialophora yegresii CBS 114405
Lineage: Eukaryota; Fungi; Ascomycota; Eurotiomycetes; Chaetothyriales; Herpotrichiellaceae
Exons: 1
Coding region: 1-414 (137 amino acids)
Source: RefSeq, a predicted model, not a curated record
AUGCGCAACGAUCGCAACGACGUGCUUGCCAUGAUCGAUUUCAACGUGCCUUCCCCGCAAUUGGUUUGUGUUGUUACCGCCGGUCACGUCAAGCUCGACUUGAUCGUGGCAAGCCUGUUGACAGCAGCAACGAUCCACACGCGUCGAGCCGAGAUGAUGUCCCAGACAUUGGUGUCGCACGGCAUGGCGGAGCUAAGCGGCAACAGCAUCUUCAUCCAACAGCAAGUCAAUGCGAACAUCCGGAUGGUGAUCCAGGAAGCAGAAGGCAUGUGGAAGAAGCAGCCCCAGAGUGUCUGUCAACUAAGUGUGGAUGUGGAGGCUUGGGAUUGCACAUGGCACAGUCACGUGAAUAGGCCACUAAAAUUAAGUGGCCGAAACGUUGUCAAGAUUCAGCCGGUUCCCACCAAUCAUUAA